Messenger RNA from Musa acuminata AAA Group (dessert banana), 1604 nucleotides. RefSeq names its product transcription repressor OFP14-like. Gene Ontology annotation, biological process: negative regulation of DNA-templated transcription. Bases 71 to 793 code for a protein of 240 amino acids. Lineage: Eukaryota; Viridiplantae; Streptophyta; Magnoliopsida; Zingiberales; Musaceae. The record is from RefSeq and is a predicted model, not a curated record. The transcript has a single exon.
GUUGCACCCUCUCUCUCUCUCUCUGCCCCGUCCCUACUUACCAAACCCCAUAAUCCAAUAUUCAAGAGCGAUGGGGAAGAACGGCCUUCAGAAAUCUCUCCAAACCUAUCUGUCCAAGCUCAACAAGGUUCCGUCUCAUCUACACACUCCGAAUUCCCCAAAACCGGCCGCCGCCAGUUGGCUGCUGUCGGCGUGCAAGUAUCCCAGGACCCCUUCCUUCGCCAUCGACCGCGACCUCCCCGACCACAGCGGCCGCGAUCCCUCCGCCACCCUAUCCGACGACGACUGCUUCCAAUACGAGAAGUUCCACUCCCUCUGCUCGCGCGAGGACGCGGGUGACGACUUCACCUCCGAGUCGCCGAGGUACGACGAGGACCCGGCCCCCACCGCGUUCCGCCCGACGGAGCGCUUCUUCGUAUCACCCGCCACGUCCAACUCCCUUCUCCGAGAUCCUAGACCAAGCGCCGCCGCCUCGUCUUCCUCGCCGUCGUGCUCCUUCUCCUCCUGUACGUCGGAUCCCAGGCCGGCGGUCCCGGGCGGCGGGGUGGCGGUAAUGACGUACUCCAAGGAUCCCUACGACGACUUCCGGCGGUCCAUGCAGGACAUGGUGGAGGCGCGGCACCUGGACCCCAACCGGGCGUCGGACUGGGAUUUCAUGGAGGAGCUCCUCUUCUGCUACCUGGAACUCAACGACCGAAACGUGCACAAGGACAUCCUGAGGGCCUUCACUGAUGUCAUCGUCAGCGUCCGCCGGCGGGACAUGGCGUUGCGUCGAAGAGCACCGGGGGGGUAACAAGGGGAGGGGGAAUAGUAGAUCAGGCGAGGGGAUGGCGCCACGUUAUUCUCCGGCAGUCGGUUGAUGCACAUGGGAAUUAAUACGUCAGAGAGAGGAUGGCCUUAAACGGCGGCGUAGAAAAUGGUGAAGCCAUAAAUUUCCGGCGGUAGAUAGAAUAUGUUAUCAUCAACCGCGGGUUGCCUAAGCUUCAGACCGUGGAGGAGGGGGACAUUGCAACGCAACUUACGUGAGGCUCACAUGCAAAAGUAAGAUGUAUACCUUUUGUCCUGCGUUUAUUAUGGUCACAAAGGAGUUGGUGGGGGCGGCUUCUGGGAUUUGAUUUGAGAAGCGAGCUCGAGUCUUUCCGAGGAGGGGAGGGGAGGGGAAGGGGGGGUGGAGGUCACGUCAUGCAUGAUGGUCAUUAACUUGGUGUGCGGAGACAUUUCGACGUUUCAUCCCCGGAGGCAUCCCUUUUGCAAAUUGAAGAUGCUCCACCCCAAAGGUUGAUGGGAGAUGGCCAAAGAGAGUAAAAGGGUGGGGGCGAGGAGAGAAAGGGGGAAAAUGGGAGCUUUGAGUCGAUCAACGGAAGCGAAAUGAUCGAUGGAAGUUAAAUGGAAGACGAACACCGAAAACAACCGGCGCGAGUAAGGGGCAAGCCAAGCCAAGCCGGGGACACGAACAGGGUAGGGUAGGGUGCAUUUGCAAUACUUAAGCCAAGCCAAGCCGGGGACACGAACAGGGUAUUUGGUGUUUGGUGCAAAGAGUUAAUUAAGUGUGUGUGUAUUCUAUUCAUUCCGAGAAAUAUGAAAAGUUGAGGGCAAAACAUAAA